GAACGGAAGUAAACAAUGUACAGGGCAGUUAGCGGACUUUAAAUAUAAUUGACGAUAUAAUGACUGCAGUCAGUACUAAUUUGUCCGAAAGUUCGAACCAUUCAGAAAAGCGCUUUCACACUGCAGGCGAACCGGACCAUGGUUCAGAAGAUCCGGACCGAGACCUCCUCUCUUGGUCGGACCAAAAUCUGGUCCCUUUCACAUCUGCUACUUUGGUUCGGACCAAACUGAAAAGUCCGAAAGUCCAGUCCAAACGAGGCAGGUGUAAAAGCACCCUUAAUCAUAGGAUUUUCUAGUUUUAGUGAGCUAUGGUUUAUUAAAGAUUGAACGUACUACGUUGAAACAAUGUUGCCAUAUCAAAGUUGAUUCACUUUUCAAAAUCAACACCAAAUCCAACAUUGAUUCAACCAAUAACAUCAACAAUAACAUUGAAAUGCCAGCAGGGAAGCUACACUUAAUGUAACAGCUCCUCUGCUCAGCUGAGACAGAGUUACAGGGUUGUUACAUGUUGUUACAGGAUGUUACACGGUUUUACACAGUUGUUACAGAGCGGGUUCGUCACUUGUGUCUCCCCCCGUGGGUUUUUCCCCCGCCCGCGCGCUUCUUUAGAAACUGUAGGCAGGUCUUUCCAGUAAGGCAGUCCCUCCGCGAGACACUGUAUCCGCCUGCUCUGCCUCACUACAACACAACAGCCCUGAUGAACCCUGAGAUUUAUUAAAGCUUCAUUAAGUUCUGCUCUAUCAUGUGAGGACCAUGGCUCUACUCUACCUGAGGGCGGCUUUAUUUCUCUGCUUUCUGUCUCAGAGCUCGGCUCUCCGCGUGCUCAACUCCUCCGAGCUGAGGUGUGCUCUCGAGGACGUGCCAUGUAAAGCUGAGUUUAAUAACUGCUUCUAUGAAGAAUGGAUGAAACAGCAGGAUUACACUCCGAGUGCGCCGCGGGAUCUGAGAGCCAAAUGGGAUGUCAGGGUUGACGAGAAUGGAGACUUGGUGCCGGUAAUUGUGGCACAAUGGAAUGCAAUGGAUGAUGGAAGCAUCUUUUUUCUGAAAGGAAAUCAGCUUCAGGUGAUGAAGUUAGACACCAGUGAACACUUGUGUAUCCAAAACACACUUUCUGAGGGGCUUUCGGGUAUGAGGAGUCCCACUAAUGAACUGUGGCCGUUUUUCGUGGACCAAAUGGUGGUUGACCCUGGAUUUAACUAUUCAGUUUCCAUCUCCAACCUCCCUAAGCCAAAUUCAGGCCAGUCCAACUACGAUAUUCGCACAUUUGUUGCUGUUCCAGACUGCAGUCACCCUGUCGUGCAGAAGACCAAGUUCUGUAUUGAAACAGGAUCUUUUUGGCAGCCCAACAUUACCAUGAAACGCACAGGAGCAGAUGACAGGACGCUGCUGGUUUCCUUUAACACGGGAGAGCUUUCUGAAAACUAUUAUGUCUUUGUGAGGUGUGGUGAUGACAAACACAGAAAACAGAUUCUCAAUAAGGACAAAAUGUCAUUGCUGAACAUUACGUUUGACCUUGAUGCUUGGCCACACACAUGCUGCAAAUUCAGUGUCCAGAUCCAGCCCUUCUUCACCAAGUGUAAAAACGACUGCACCAGAAAGAACCGUUUUUUUAACAUAUGUCCAGAGGCACCGGCACCUCUAAAAGAGUCUAAGAUGUGGCUGGUUUUUGCUGGACUCUUUCUUCUGUUCUCGGGUCUUGUGGUUUUUGCUGCUUGUUUGUGCCGCAGGAAGCAGCAAAGGAAUCGAUUAGAAAAUGAACCACUUAUUAUUCUGCCCACACCCUCCCACCCAGUUCCACCUCAUACGCAUUCAGUGCUGAUCCUCUACUCUCGAGAUCACCCUAAAUACACAGACAUAGUACUGAAGCUCUGUGCCUUCUUGAGGGCCAAAUGUGGCAUACAGGUCUACCUGGACCUCUUGGAUACGACCUCAGUCGGAGUCAUGGGCCGCCUACAGUGGACCGAACAGCACAUGCGCCUCAUCGAACAAACCUCCAACAAGGUGCUGGUCCUCUGCUCUCGAGGAGUGCAGGCGAAGUGGGGAGCCAUGUGUGGAGGACCACGAGUUUACCUACGGGAAGAUGUCCAGUCGCCAAUGGGAGACAUGCUGACUCUCGCGUUACAGCUAAUCACGCCCGACAUGCAGCAUCCAGCCUCGUACGGCAAGUAUUUGGUGGCAUAUUUCGAUGAUAUCUGUGGGGAGCAAGAUGUGCCGUCCAUGCUUGAUGUGGCGGUCAAGUACAAGCUGAUGAAGCACUUUGAAACGCUGUACUUCCGAAUCCUGGAUAGAGAGCAGUAUCAACCAGGGAAGAUAAAUACAAUUGAGGGGCUUGGGAUUGAUGAGUACUUCAACUGCGACUCAGGCAAAGCCUUAAAGGAUGCGAUAGAAAUUUUCCAAGCCUACCAAGUGGAGAAUCCAGACUGGUUUGAGGAGGAAUGCUGCGACAGCGAAGAUGAGGUGAUUGCAGCCGAGAGCAUCCCAUUUAUUGAUGAGAACAUCCCACCUGUUCUUACAUGCGAGCCUGUAAUCAAUAUUGGUCCCCCUGUCUUAAAGCACGGAGUUGAGAUACACCCCAUAGAUCUGACGGAAGAUGUACGGACUUCUGAAAUACCCAAUCUGAACCUGGAUGUUGAAGAACCUUCCAUGCUGGGCAUCCAACCAGUGCUGAGCCAGGUAUAUUCCAUCUAUCCAUCUGUAGAACCACCACCUGGCAUACACACAUCUGGUGUGUACCCGGCUCUCAUAGAUACCCACAGCUGCCUUUUGGCUGAACCUGCACUACAUGAACUUCUACCUCCAAACCAGAAUGAGCUGUAUGUGAAGGAUUAUCUACCGUCAGAUGACUGUGAACGGCGCUCAGUGGAUGCGAUGGAAGCGCUCCAGCAACUGCAGCUCUCCCUGAUGUCUUCCCAGAUACCUGCUCCUCCACCCUCAAUGGUUGAUCACAACCAGCCAGAGGAAAGAGAUGAGAGUGAGAUGGAAGAGGCGUCAGGUAAGAGACAGUCUAGAUGGUCAGAUCAAGGAUACAGUUCCAGAGACUCCAAUUCGAAUGUACGGGAAGAGCCUCCAGCAUUCUCUCUGGCUGAUCUGGCCAAGUUACAGGAAGUUCUCUACCUGAACAGUCCCAUCUCUUCUGGCUUCUGCACAGAGACUUGAAAGUUGAAAGUGAGACACUGAUGUUCUGUUGAUUGUUAGCUGGAAACAGCAGAUUAUUUCCAAUGUAGUUUAAGAACCAACAUCACUGGUUCUUAAACUAGUCCUUGUUGCCCCAAGCUUUAUGACUAAUGCAGUUGGCUGCUAUUGCCGUUUAUCACCAAAUAUGGAAGUAUAAGUCAUUGCUGCAGCUGAACUUUCUUCAAAGCUUAGUGCUGUGUUCUAUUACAAUCAAGAAAUGAAAUAUACACCGGUUUGUUUUGAUUACAUUGGUACUGCACAUGUUUAUUUUGGGUACCUCAAAGAACAUACAGGUUUUAAUUUACAGAACACGAACUUCUGUUGUACUGCAUGUAUUAUUCUGUAAAUAAUAUAUAAUUACUUUUUCUAAUCACUAAAUGGGUCUGUGUCUAAGUUGAUUCAUGUACAUUUAGAAGAAUAAAAUAUACAUUACAUGGAGCUUUAAAUUUAAUACUGCAACAGUACAUUCCUAAUAACAGCAAACUCAAAAAAGCAGCAGUCUUUGGUUGUCUUCAUGUGCUCUUUACUGGAAUUUACUGUAGAUCUGAAAACAAAAGCGUUACAUUUGUCCAAAAUUCCAGGUUUAAUAUACUUCAUGUUGAGUAGAUUAAGAAGAUGGCAGGAUUUGGAUAGUGCAAAAAAUGUCUCGUAAAAACAAAAUGUAAAUACAGUAAAUAAAGUGUGUUGUUUCCA
Astyanax mexicanus (Mexican tetra) is the source of this 3867-nucleotide messenger RNA. RefSeq names its product interleukin 17 receptor A1a (gene il17ra1a). The transcript is spliced from 12 exons. Gene Ontology annotation, molecular function: interleukin-17 receptor activity. The coding region runs from base 754 to 3156 and encodes 800 amino acids. The record is from RefSeq and is a predicted model, not a curated record. Lineage: Eukaryota; Metazoa; Chordata; Actinopteri; Characiformes; Acestrorhamphidae.